Messenger RNA from Colossoma macropomum (tambaqui), 1658 nucleotides. Its product is annotated as beta-1,3-galactosyltransferase 2-like. The record is from RefSeq and is a predicted model, not a curated record. Gene Ontology annotation, molecular function: N-acetyl-beta-D-glucosaminide beta-(1,3)-galactosyltransferase activity. The transcript is spliced from 3 exons. The coding region runs from base 128 to 1327 and encodes 399 amino acids. Gene Ontology annotation, cellular component: membrane. NCBI's taxonomy places the organism in Eukaryota, Metazoa, Chordata, Actinopteri, Characiformes, Serrasalmidae.
UCUCUUCCUGCAAUUGACAGAAGUGUGAGACAGAUCACAAUGAAAGACCUGCUGCCAUGACUUGCUUAACAUCAGGAAAUACCACAGCAGCAGUGACCCUCAUAUUACUGACAGUCCAGCCCAGAAAAUGGCCACCUUCAGCAUGUUGCGUUUUCAGAGGUGCUUCAUAUUAUUGCUGUCCAUAACCUUCAUUGUGUCUGUCAUUGUGUAUGUGUUUGGCAUCCGCUCUGAGUCGUCCAAAGUGUGGUUCAGCAACUUCGCCAAGUUAAUCACAUUCCAAACAGCCAAAAAUCACACACUAAUGACCUGUCUAACAAGACACAACAAAACAGUCUAUCAACAGACGUCUGAUGCCAAACACACAGCAGUGAACAGACAAAACGUGACAGACAUGCUCAGUAUGAAGUCCAUGACAGCUGUUCCAGUAAAAGAAGCAUCAUCCAUCUGUUACCAUGAAGCGCAUCCACACAACUACCGCUUCAUCAUAGACGAGCCCCGUAAGUGUGAACAAGAGAACCCAUUUCUAGUCCUAAUGGUCCCAGUGGCUCCACACGAACUGGAGGCUCGCAACGCCAUCCGGAGCACAUGGGGUAAUGAGAGCGUGGUCCAAAACAAAACCAUUACGGUGAUCUUCUUGCUGGGUCUGCCUGGGAUCGAGGCAGAGAAACAACAGGAGGAACUAAGGCUGGAAAGCCAGGAGUACCAUGACCUGGUCCAGAGUGACUUCAUGGACACGUACCUCAACUUGACGAUAAAGACCAUGGUAAUCAUGGACUGGCUGUCCACAAGUUGCCCACAGGCAUCCUACGCUAUGAAGAUCGACUCUGACAUGUUCUUGAAUCUGGAGAACUUGAUGAGCUUGUUGCUGAGACCUGAUACGCCUAAAGAAAACUACAUGACGGGAAAGGUUAUGUGGAACAUACCGGUCAUCCGGGACAAGAACUCCAAGUGGUACGUGCCAAUGGAACUAUAUGCUGAAGACUACUACCCAACAUACCUGCUGGGGAUGGGUUAUGUCUUCUCCAAUGACCUUUCAGAGAAGAUUGUUGAGGUUUCGAAAGAAAUAAAGCCAUUUAACAUAGAGGAUGCAUACGUGGGUGCCUGUCUGGAACGAAUAGGAAUUUCGCCUUCAACUCCUCCCAAUCCCUCCCAGUUUAAGGAUUAUUUUAGUGGUAAGUAUAAACGAGAAGAGUUUGCCAGCGUGAUCACCACCAUCCUUAACUCCCCACAGCAGCUGAUCACAUUCUGGAAGGACCUAAAGGGCCCACAUGAGGCACUUGGAGCUAAAAGACUCAUAACUGGUGAUAUUUGGGAUAUAUUUGGCUGACAUUUUCUUACAAAACUCCUGUAUCUUCUCACAAUUUAAUCAGAACUGAAAAAUGCUGCUUCCAUAAGUAUUCAAUCCCUCUAGACUAGUACUUGAUGGAACCGCCUUCAGCAAGCAAUAACAGCUAAACACCAGCUUUGCACAGUGUUUGGGAGAGAUUUUCACCCAUUUUUCCUAGUAAAUUUGUUGGAUGGCGCUUGUGGACUGCAGUUUUCAGAUAGUGCCAUAGAUUCUCUAUUCUGUUGGACUUGGUCAUUGUAGAACAUUCACCUUUUUGUUGUUCAACUACUCCUGUGUUGCUUUGUCCUUGUGUUUGAGGUUGUCUUGCAGU